Sphaeramia orbicularis (orbiculate cardinalfish) is the source of this 8326-nucleotide messenger RNA. RefSeq names its product myosin X, like 3 (gene myo10l3). The record is from RefSeq and is a predicted model, not a curated record. Gene Ontology annotation, molecular function: protein binding; cytoskeletal motor activity; ATP binding. Gene Ontology annotation, cellular component: myosin complex; cytoskeleton; axonal growth cone. Lineage: Eukaryota; Metazoa; Chordata; Actinopteri; Kurtiformes; Apogonidae. Gene Ontology annotation, biological process: axon extension; signal transduction.
CACACACGGGACCCGCACUGACGGACCGACCCAACAGAAUAGGACCCCGCACAGACUGCACAGAAAACACAGAAUAACACAGUAGAAUGUCUCCUGUCCACUGCUGCUAGAGUCUGCUCUGGAACGGGACAGGAAGGAGAACUUUACUUCAUCCUAACAAAGCGGAUGGAAAUCAUUUGGGAAUACAGCUUCCUCUCCUCCGCCACUGUGGUACCCUGAAAGCAGACUACAAAAACAACACAACUCGGGGCUCCGCUCACCAUGGACACUUUCUUUUCAGAGGGGGCCCGAGUCUGGCUGAGACACAAAGAGCAGCUCCUCCCCUCCACCGUCAGCUCUUGUGAUGAUUCAGCCCUGGUCCUUACCACCGACUACGGGAAGGUGAUCUACCUGCAGAAGGCGGAGCUAAGCAGAGAGAUGGUGUACGCGAUGCACCCCAGCAGCGUCCACGGAGUAGAAGACAUGUCCACACUGGCCGAGCUGCACGAAGCUGCCAUCAUGCACAAUCUCUUCCUGCGCUACCAGCAAAACAAUAUCUAUACCAACAUUGGUUCAAUCCUGGCUGCUGUAAAUCCCUAUAAGCAGAUAACAGGCCUGUACGACUGCACUGCAGUUGAUUUGUACAGUAAACACCAGAUGGGGGAGCUGCCUCCUCAUAUCUUCGCUGUGGCCAAUGAGUGUUAUCGCUGCCUGUGGAAGAGGCAUGACAGCCAGUGUGUUCUCAUCAGUGGAGAAAGUGGUGCUGGGAAGACAGAGAGUACCAAGCUCCUGCUGAAGUUCCUCUCAGUGAUGAGUCAGUACUCGGUGGGUACGCCUCCGUCAGAGAAAACCACUCGGGUGGAGCAGGCGCUGGUCCAGAGCAGUCCCAUCAUGGAAGCAUUUGGAAACGCUAAGACUGUGUACAAUAAUAACUCCAGUCGCUUUGGGAAAUUCAUCCAACUUCACUUUUCCCAGAAUGGAAACAUCCAGGGAGGCUGCAUCAUCGACUAUUUGCUGGAAAAGAACCGUGUUGUUCGACAGAAUCCAGGGGAGAGAAACUACCACAUCUUCUAUUCUUUAUUAGCGGGGGCUGAUAAAGACCACAGAGACAUGUACCUCCUGUCUGAGGGUCCUGAGUCCUAUCACUAUCUGAGUCAGGCCGGUUGUGUUCAGGACAGCAGUCUGGACGACAAGCAGCUGUUUGACAGUGUCAUGGAAGCCCUCAAAGUGAUGGAGUUCACUGAGGAGGAGAUCAGAGACGUGUUCAAGUUGCUUUCUGCUGUCCUCCAGAUGGGCAACAUUGAAUUCAUGACUGCCGGGGGAGCUCAAAUCACUUCAAAAGGAGUGGUUAGCAAUGUCAGCGAGCUGCUCGGCCUGGAUUCUUUCCAGCUGUCAGAGGUUUUGACCCAGCGGUCCAUGAUACUCAGAGGAGAGGAGAUCUGCUCACCGCUGACUGUAGAGCAGGCCGUCGACUCCCGGGACUCGGUUGCCAUGGCACUUUAUUCCCAGUGUUUCUCCUGGAUCAUAAUGAGGAUCAACCAGAAGAUUAAAGGGAAGGAGAACUUCAAGUCAAUCGGCAUCCUGGACAUCUUUGGGUUUGAAAACUUUGAGGUGAACCGGUUUGAACAGUUUAAUAUCAACUACGCCAAUGAGAAACUCCAGGAGUAUUUCAACAAGCACAUCUUCUCUCUGGAGCAGCUUGAGUACAACAGGGAGGGGAUCCAAUGGGAGGCCAUAGACUGGAUGGAUAAUGCAGAGUGUCUGGAUCUCAUAGAAAAGAAACUGGGCAUGUUGGCUCUUAUCAAUGAAGAGAGUCGCUUCCCCAAAGGCACAGACUACACCCUUUUAGAGAAACUGCACAGCCGGCACGCAACUAACCCAUACUAUGUGAAGCCCAGAGUCACUGACCACCAGUUUGGCAUCAAGCACUACGCCGGAGAGGUGCUCUAUGACGUCCGUGGGAUUCUGGAGAAGAACAGAGACACCUUCCGAGACGACAUAUUGUUCAUUCUCAAAGACAGCAGACUGGACUUCAUCUAUGACCUCUUCGAACGUGUCGGCAGCAGAAAUGGAGAUGAGACUCUAAAGAUGGGCACGGCCCGACGCAAACCGACCGUCAGCUCUCAGUUCAGGGAUUCUCUCCACUCCCUGAUGGCUACACUAAGUGCCUCCAAUCCUUUUUUUGUACGCUGCAUCAAACCAAACAUGGACAAGAAAGCAAACCAGUUUGAUCCUGAUGUGGUUCUGAACCAGUUGAGAUACUCUGGGAUGUUGGAAACUGUGAAAAUCCGAAGGGCUGGAUUCCCUGUUCGCAGAACCUUCAGUGACUUCCACAGCAGGUACAAGAUGAUCCUGAGGAACAAGACCCACCCAGAUGAUGAGAAACAGAGUUGUUUAGAUCUUCUCACACUUCAUGACCAAUCCAGAAAAGAGUUUCAGCUUGGAAAAACAAAGGUGUUCUUGAAGGAGGCCCUGGAGCAAAGGCUGGAGAAGGAGAGGGAAGAGGUGCGGCGCAGGGCUGGCAUGGUGAUCCGCGCCCACAUCCUCAGCUAUGUGGCAAGGAAACAAUAUAAGAGGGUUUUGUCCAGCGUCGUCACCAUCCAGAAGAACUACCGCGCUCACUUUUGGAGACGCGUCUUCUUGCGCCUACGCUUCGCCACCAUCAUCCUGCAGAAACAUCAGAGAGGCAGGCAGGCCCGAUCCCUGUAUCACCAGCUCAAGGAGGAGAAACAGAAGCGAGAAGAAGAGGAAAAGAGGAGGAGAGAAGAGGAGGAGAGGAGGCGAUUAGAGGAGGAGGAGGAGAGGAGGAGACUGGAGGAGGAGAGGAGGCUACAGGAGGAGGAGGAGGAGAGGAGAAGGAGAGAAGAGGAAGAGGAGAAGCAGAGGCUGAUGGAGGAGGAGCUAGAGAGGAGGAAGGAGGAGGAGCUGAGACUGAUGAAGGAGAAAGAGGAGGAGCAGAGGAUGGCAACCAAACAGGACAGCAAAAGGAACUCACUGGUGCUCAAUGGUGCUUGUCAGAAGAAGGAGCUGUCCCAGACUCUGUCCUACAGUCACACCUCAGAGGAAGAAAGCCGUCAGAUGGAGGAGAUCCUGCGGUUGGAGAGGGAGAUUGAGCGUUUACAGAAACAGCAGGAAGACGGCGUUUCCCUUCUUGGAGACGUUUCCCGCGAGGAGCUUCGACAGAUGAGGGACGCCGAGAUUUACAGACUGGAGAAAGAGGCUUCCCGUGUGGCCACUGAGUUCCUGGAGCUGCUGGACUUUGGUGGUUUAGAGCCGUCCCUGUCUAGUGAGGAAAACCUCCAUGACCCGACUGAAUCUACUGCUCCUCUGGCUGAGGAGGAGGUAGACGAGGGUUUCCAUGCUGAGGAUGAAUGCAUUCCUUUGCCUGACUUCCCUCCUCCAGCUGCAGUUCCUCUGGAUACGGAAGUAUUCCAAAGUGUCCCCCCUCCUCCACCUGCUUUUGCAGAAGGACAAGUGGUCGCUCCAUCCCUGGCCUCCUCCCCUGCACAAGCAAAACUCCCCCCAGUUACUCCCAACGGACUGAAUCACACCCCUAUUCUCGCAGCCACCCACAGCUCGGGCCUCCCUCCUCCUGAGGUCACGAAUGGAGACCGGCGCUCGUAUCCAAAAGCCAGCAGGGGGUCGGACUUUGAGCCGGUGUGCGAGGAGCCGUCCCAGUCCAACCUGCCGGACACAGAGUCGGAUUAUGACCAGGAGGAGUUCGAGGAGGCUCAUGGGAGCUCAGGUGCUAGCACUAAUGAUGGGCAUAUCACAGAUGAGGAGGUGUUACGGAAAUCCUCCUGCACCCAAAACAGCCUGGACUCCUUCAGAGGCAGCUCAGACUCGUUCAUUGACAGCGAUGAGGACAACGAUGGCUAUGUGGACACAGAUGAGGAAGUUUCUAAUGGGAGAGUGAAUCUUCUGAAUGGCACUGGGCCUCCCUACUUCCAUGGCUACCUCUACAUGAAGAGUGGUCUGAUGAUCCCUUGGCGGCGGCGCUGGUGCGUGCUAAAGGACGAGACCUUUAUGUGGUUCCGGGCAAAACAGGACUCCCUCAAAUCUGGCUGGCUCUACAAGAAAGGAGGAGGAAUGUCCACCUUGUCUCGACGCAACUGGAAGAUGCGCUGGUUUGUUUUGCGGGAGUCAAAGCUCAUGUACUUUGAGAAUGACAGCGAGGAGAAGCUGAAGGGAACUAUUGACAUCCGCACAGCCAGGGAGAUCGUGGACAAUCAUGAAAAAGAAAAUGCACUGAAUAUUGUGACUGAGGAGAGGACUUACCACAUCUAUGCUGAGUCCCCUGAGGAUGCAAGCGGUUGGUUCAAUGUGCUGAGUCGGGUCCACAGCGCCAGCCCGGAGCAGCUCAUGGAGAUGCACCAUGAACAGGCCAACCCAAAGAAUGCAGUGGGCACUCUAGAUGUGGGUUUGAUUGAUUCAGUUUGUGCAUCAGACAACCCUGACAGACCAAACUCAUUUGUGAUCAUCACUGCAAACCGGGUGAUCCACUGCAACACGGACACACCUGAGGAGAUGCACCACUGGAUCGGCCUACUGCAGAAAUCCAAAGGAGACUCCAGAGUUGACGGCCAGGAGUUUCUAGUCAGAGGCUGGCUGCAUAAAGAGAUGAAGUCUGGAGCUAAAAGCACCUCUCUAAAACUGAAGAAGCGCUGGUUUGUUCUCACCAGUAACUCCUUGGACUAUUACAAAUCAUCAGAACGCAGCGCCUCCAAGUUGGGAACUCUGGUUCUCAACAGCCUCUGCUCGGUGGUGCAGCCAGAUGAGAAAGUCUUCAAGGACACCGGCUACUGGAAUAUAAUCGUCCAUGGGCGUAAACAUUCUUACCGCCUCUACACCAAAAUGCUGAAUGAAGCCAUGCGGUGGGCGAAUGCCAUUCAGGGAGCCAUAGACAGCAAAGUUCCCAUUGAAACACCAACUCAACAACUCAUCAGGGACAUUAAGGAGAGCAGUCUGAAUGUGGAGGCUGUGGAGCAGACAUACUGGAGGAACCCCAUCCUGAGAUAUACCCAGCAUCCUUUGCACUCCCCUCUUCUACCUCUGCCAUAUGGAGAUGUCAGCAUCCACUUGCAAAAGGAAAAGGGUUAUACCAGCCUGCAAGAUGAAGCCGUGAAGAUUUUCAACUCACUGCAGGAAAUGGAAGCAGUGUCAGAUCCUGUGCCAAUCAUCCAGGGAAUCCUGCAGACCUGUCAGGACCUGAGGUCACUAAGAGAUGAGGUCUACUGUCAGCUGAUCAAACAAACCAAUCACGUCCCUCACCCCAACAGUCCUGCCAAUCGCGCUCACUGGCAUCUCCUGACCUGUAUGAGCUGCACCUUCCUGCCGAGCCGAGGCAUCCUACGCUACCUCAAGUUUCACCUCAAAAGGAUUAAGGAGCUGUUCCCUGGUACAGAGAUCGAAUUGUUCGCCCAUUUCAUUGGUGAGUCUCUGAAGAAGACCAAAACCAGGGAGUUUGUUCCCUCCCAAGAGGAAAUCAUGGCACUGCUUACCAGACAAGAAAUGACCACCACAGUCUACUGCCACGGAGGAGGCUCCUGCAAGAUCUCCAUUAACUCACACACCACUGCUGGAGAGGUGGUGGAGAAGCUGAUCCGAGGUCUGGCCAUGGAGGACAGCAGGAACAUGUUCGCCCUGUUCGAACACAACAACUCCAUAGACAGAGCAGUGGAGAGCAGGGUGCUUGUGGCCGAUGUUCUGGCUAAAUUUGAACGACUGGCUGGCAGUGAAGAAGCAGAGGAGGAUGGCCAGUGGAAACUCUACUUCAAACUCUACUGCUUCCUGGAUGUGGAAAGCAUGCCAAAAGAAGGAGUGGAGUUUGCAUUCAUGUUUGAGCAGGCUCAUGAGAGUUUGACCCGAGGACACUUCCCUGCCCGUGAGGAGACCCUGCAGCAUCUGGCCGCUCUACGCCUGCAGUUCCUAUAUGGAGACAAAGCACGGGUCACCUGGAGUCUGGAAAACGUCUACCCCGUGGGCCGCCUGCGCACUCGAAUCCUCCAGUUUACCAAGGUGGGCGGAGCCUCGGGGUCAGGCCAGACUCUGGAGCGCCGGAGGACGAGCUUCCUAGACGGGACCCUGCGUCGAGGGUUGAAGACGGGCUCCAUGAAGAAGCAGCGCAUGGAGGAGGAGCAGAUGCUGGAGAUGUGGAUAAAGGAGGAGAUGUCUGCCACCAGGGCCAGCAUCGUGGAGAAGUGGUCUCGCUUCAAAGGCCUGGACCAGCACCAGGCCAUGCUCAAGUACAUGACUAUUAUCAAAGAGUGGCCCGGCUAUGGAUCCACACUGUUUGAUGUGGAGUGUAAAGAAGGAGGCUUCCCUCAUGACCUGUGGUUAAGUGUGAGUGCUGAGAACGUGUCUGUCUACAAGAGAGGAGAGCCCAAACCUCUGGAGACCUUCCCGUACGAGCACAUCAUUUUCUUCGGUGCUCCACAGCCCUGCACUUACAAGAUUACCGUGGAUGAAAGAGAGAUGUUCUUUGAAACACCUCAGGUUGGAGAGAUCACGAAGAUCAUGAAAGCCUACAUAAACAUGAUUGUAAAAAAGCGGUGCAGUGUGAAGUCUGUUUCCAGUUACGGCACUAACUGGAUCAGGUGAUUGACUGGACACAGUUCAGUCUCAGCACCAGGACGCCUGCCCAGGACGUAGACAUGAGAGGAGGAACGAAUCGCCUCGACACACAGAGUGUUUCAGAGCUUUUGACUGACUUGAAAAGUUACACAGACUGAGUCCAUCCAAAAAGAUUCCUUUCAAAGGAGACAGAAAGAAACGUGUUAUUCCUUUACUGCUAAUGGUAAAAAGUGGGAACAUUGUUGCAUCUGAACCAUUUUAAGCUUUAUUGCUUUUCUGAGUGUUGUUUUCCUCAAUGCAAUCUAUAUUUUACUGAUAUGUUACACUGGUCAUUUCUCAUACGCUACUUGAAAUGUACUUCAGGUGUCUUUUUAUGGAUUUUUUUUUAACCUUUGGUAUGACAUGAGAAGGUGUGCAAGUUCUUUCUCUACCAUAAGCUACAUCACAAUUGAAAAUACAAUUGAAACGUGAAUUCCGUUUAAUUUUGACAGGAAUCUAUUUCUUUUAAGCCCACUUCCCAGAAGACGAAGAAAUAUGCUGCAAAAAUCCUUUAAGAGAAUUGUCAUUUUUCUGCAGGUUUUUUCUGCAGAGUAAUGCGGCCCAUUUUAAUGAAUGUUUUCCUGAAUGGAGAUUCCCUCAGGUUGUGUGUAAUUUAUAAAUGUCAUCAUACCAGGGAGAUGAUCUCCUGUUCCUUGCCUUAUUUCAAUUCUUAUUUUAGGUGUUUUAGAGUAAGAGUGUCAGUGCAGAUGUGGCCUUUCAGGAAUUGUCAGUGUUGAGAAACCCAGUUAAAUGUGCCACAAAAGCACAUUCCAUGAGGAAGAGAAUGCCUUUUUUUAAUAGUCAAGUAAAUGCAGCAAACUAAUGAGAUCAAGGUGAAUAACCACUGCAUCAGCAGAGAUGCAACAUCUGUAACCACUUCAGUAAAGUUUUCUCAAAAGGCACAGCUUACUAAAUUCAGUUAAACUAUCUGUACUCCUCUGCUAGAACAAAUAUUCUGCGUGUUCUGAGUUAGGUAUGUUGAAACUCCUUUUGUACCUGUUCAAGGAUGAGUUUUGAGAGCAGUCGUGAUAUUGCUUGUUUGAUGGGUGUCUGUCUAAAGAGUGUUUUUAUUGUGUGUGUUUUUCUCAGUGAUGACAAAGGCCAUGUGUGGGUGGGGUAUUUAUUUAAUGAAGUAUCAGUGAAUUUGUUGAGGUUAACAGACUCAGAGGGUGGAACAGUGUGCUGGAAAUGUAAAAAUGUAAUUUUGCUUGUACUUUUGUUUUUCUAUUAUUUGUGUAUUCAGGGACACACAAUUUAUGCAAUUCAGAAAUAGACAACUUGUUCAUAAGUUAAUAUGGAUUGUUUCCAUUUUGUGCUGUUUCUGAGAUUUUGUCAAAGUUAAAUUAACCUAGAUGUGUUGCCCUUAACACCAAACAGGCCCAGUUUUUUCAUUGUCAUGUUUUCAUGCUAAUCCAAGGUUGUUUCAUAUUCUCAGCCAAUGUCAAAGAUUUGAACUAAUGCCAAUUAAUCUUCAGUAUAGUCCACAGUGAGAUAUGAUCCAAAUAGAUUACAUUUUGAGCUUAGUAUUUACCUCACAUUGCAUUACACACAUUGCGUCUUCCAUUAUUCUCAUACAUACACACAAAAGGCUAUCUGGUCAGCUGCCGGCGGCCACACCAGAGACUGAUCUUGCCAUCGAUGAUGACUGUAUUUCUGAUUGUUUUGAAGGAAAAAAAAGUCAGAAAAUGUUUUAUAUCAGAAUUUAAAGAUGCUUUAAUAAAUUAUUGUAUUUCAA